AUGAGUGUGUCUCCAGUUUUUAUCGAUGGAUUUUGUGAUUCAAUUUAUUCACAAGAAGGAUAUUUUAUAGUUUUGAGGGUGAGUGGAAACUGGCAAAAAUCGAUUUAUUUGAAUAAUUUAAUUUUUUUUAGAGAUUUAUGGAGUUUUCUUCAAUCUUCAAUUUGCUCGUUGUUGUUUUCUUGUCAAUUUUAUUAUUCAUUUAUGGAAAAUCAAUCAAACCAGAUUAUCGACAAGUUCUUCUUAUAAAUCUCAUACUUCCCGCAAUUUUCAGUUUAUAUAUGGGUUUUAUUUAUCAACCAUAUAUUAUAUUCCCAUAUCAUCUUUUAUUAACAAUUGGCUUUUUCCGAUUUGGCCCUUUUGUAACUGCACAUCUUUUCAAUAUUUGUUGCUCAAUCGCAAUUCUUUGUUCAAUGGGUUUAAUUUAUUCAUUUUGGUUUAAUUAUAUGACAAUUUGUUUUCGAAUUUCAAGAAACGCUUCGAAGAAAUCGAAUCUUAUGGGUUUUAUAUUUGGAAUUAUUUUUACAUUCGUCAAUUUUAUUCUAAUGACAAUUGGUGUGAAUGAAAGGCAGUAUGAGGAUUAUACAGAUAUUAUAAAUCAAGAUAAGCGAACUCAAUAUUUUCUGGAGAAUUAUUCAAUUGCUAUUGUGAGAGUUGAUCAAAAAUGGUCACUGAAAGUAAGAUUUUUGGGAGAAUCGGAAUUUUCUGAAAAUAAAUUUUUUCCAGGUUCUGAGCGUCGAAGGUUUCAUUGGUAUAACCUGUGUUGUAAUAAUUAUUCCAAUUAUAACUAUAAAAUCUUACAAUGCUCUAAACCUUAUGCACACCCAGGUCUCAAAAACUACAGUAAACCAACUAAAAAAUGCACUAGCUAUAAGUCUUUGUUAUCUCUUCCAAUUUGGAAUUCUUGUCGGAAUUCCAGCCGCCACAGCAAUGGCAAUUCUACUUUUACGAAUUACACCAUCACCAACCUUCCCAUUGGCUUUCAUUAUUUUGGCGCCAACCCAAUUUACUUGCCCAGUUAUCUGUCUGUUAUAUAUUUGUGUUUUGAAACCAUUGCGAAUUGGAAUGUUGAAAAUUUUGCGGCUUCAGAAAUAUUUGAAACAACCGAUUCCACCAAGAUCAACGCAAUCUCGUAUGUUUCGUUCGUAUUUUUUAGGAGAAUAGGAUUUUUGGUAGAUCAAAAAUGAAAAUUUCAGAAUUAUCAACUGUAACUACACAUCAUCGACUGACUUCAAAAGGACCAUUUGCAGCAUCAAGGCUUUAUUGA
This is a messenger RNA of Caenorhabditis angaria, 1264 nucleotides long. The record is from the annotation of a GenBank genome assembly. NCBI's taxonomy places the organism in Eukaryota, Metazoa, Nematoda, Chromadorea, Rhabditida, Rhabditidae.